AUGAAGAUGCUUCGGGUCGACACAGAAGAGGAGCUUUCCAUCACAUCGGCGGAAACGCAGCCUCACAACAAGAAGCGCAAGCCUGCAGGCUUCGUGAUAAAGCCGCUUCCAGUCUACAAUCAAUCGCUUUUGGACGAUCAUCGUGCGGAAAAAGUUGCCCGUGCUCGCGUGGAUACAGAGGAAUCACAAUUGGCUAUUAAUGGGCGGCAGAAGCGCACGAGAUACGCAACCGCCAUGCUCCAAAAUGGGGAGGAAAGUGCUGUACGCGGCCAGAGAGAACAGGAGAUGUGGGAAAGAGCCGCUCUGCAAAACCUGUUUGGUAUCGACACAGAGGAAGACGAGCUCAAAGAGAUCAAGGUAUCUGGCCAGGAGAUGAAGAUGCUGAAGAUGGAGUCAGUAGCAAUGACGGUUCUGAUGAUGUCGGGGUGUAAUAUGGUUGAGCUUACUAAAAAGAAGAUAGCUAUGUUCUGGAAUGAAGUCUACGUUGCAACGAGAAUAGCGAUAAGUUCUGAUCUUUGUAAUGAAGUCUUGGAGGAAACACAACAUUUGGACUUUAAGCCUAUUUUUCGUAAGGUUAACUCGGAAAAAUUGGAUCGCUUCCGUCUACAAGCUUCGAUACCUGUUAGUGGAGCUGCUAUGGGAGAAAUUCAUGAAGUUAUUGCGUCUACUGUUGGGGAAGCAAACCCUAACUGGGCAAUUAAAGAGAGCUCUUGGAAAGCACUUAAGUCGCUACCCGAAGAAAGGUGCACGGGUGAAGAAGAAGAAGAAGAAGAAGAAGAAGAGAAAGAAGAGGAAGAAGAAGACGGCGGCGAUGAGAGUGGCAGCAGCGGGGAAGACACCGUAGUGUUCGACACGGAACGUAGCAAUGAAGAAGAGAGCGAGUACAGUGGGGAGGAGUGUAAUGAAGACGAAGAGUAG
Molecule: messenger RNA, 918 nt
Organism: Phytophthora nicotianae INRA-310
Lineage: Eukaryota; Oomycota; Peronosporomycetes; Peronosporales; Peronosporaceae
Exons: 3
Coding region: 1-918 (305 amino acids)
Source: RefSeq, a predicted model, not a curated record